GAGGGCGGGGCCCGAGGAACGGGCGUGGGGAGUACGCAGUGACAGCUGAGGGCGGAAAUGCCGGCGAUGGCGGAUGAAACUCUGUUCCAGCUGCUUCACACGCAGGUGGUGGCGGCCGCGUACGGCGCGGGCCGGGGCUCGGGAGACGAGGGGCUGAGGGCAGGCUUGACGGUCCUGGAGGGCAUGGGCUUCCGCGUGGGCCAGGGCCUGGCCGAGAGGCUGCCCCAAGGGGCCCUGGCCUUCCGAGAGGAGCUGGACACCAUCAAGUUCCUCUGCAGGGACCUCUGGGGGGCUGUGUUCGGGAAGCAGACGGACAACCUCAGGACCAACCACCAGGGCACUUACAUCCUGCAGGACAACAACUUCCCCUUCCUGACCCAGAUGGCCUGGGGCCAGCAAUAUCUGGAGGAAGCCCCCAAGGUACUGGGAGAACAGUUUCUUGCCUUCACCUGUGGUCUUCUCCGGGGGACCCUCAGCUCCCUGGGCAUCGAGAGCUCUGUCACAGCCAGCGUGACCUCCCUGCCUGCCUGCAAGUUCCAGGUGGUGAUCCAGAAGGCUUGAGGGGCCCCAGGUCCCAGCACUGGCCCUUCUGCAGAGGCUGGCCCGGCUCAGGCCCUUGGGAGCUGGGAUCAGGGCCAGCGGGAGGACGGGGUCCCCUUGUU
This is a messenger RNA of Sarcophilus harrisii (Tasmanian devil), 662 nucleotides long. It is a transcript of the gene TRAPPC6A, whose product is annotated as trafficking protein particle complex 6A. NCBI's taxonomy places the organism in Eukaryota, Metazoa, Chordata, Mammalia, Dasyuromorphia, Dasyuridae. The coding region runs from base 58 to 561 and encodes 167 amino acids. Gene Ontology annotation, biological process: endoplasmic reticulum to Golgi vesicle-mediated transport; regulation of GTPase activity. Gene Ontology annotation, cellular component: trans-Golgi network; cis-Golgi network; TRAPP complex. The record is from RefSeq and is a predicted model, not a curated record. The transcript has 6 exons.